This is a messenger RNA of Mastomys coucha (southern multimammate mouse), 3387 nucleotides long. RefSeq names its product mannosidase beta (gene Manba). Gene Ontology annotation, biological process: carbohydrate metabolic process; glycoprotein catabolic process. The coding region runs from base 62 to 2701 and encodes 879 amino acids. The record is from RefSeq and is a predicted model, not a curated record. Lineage: Eukaryota; Metazoa; Chordata; Mammalia; Rodentia; Muridae. Gene Ontology annotation, molecular function: beta-mannosidase activity. The transcript is spliced from 17 exons.
AGCGGCCCGGCCUUGACAAGGCUUGGGCGACACUGCCGGGUUCCUGCUGCGAGCGGUCAGCAUGCCUCUCCACCUGUUCUUGCUCUUGGCGCUUUUUCUGGCAAGCUGCGUAGUGGCAGGUCCCAGCUACAGCCUGAGAAGGAGCUGGCGGGUGAGCAACGGGAAUGGCUCCUUGGAGCUACCGGCGACUGUCCCCGGCUCGGUGCACAGCGCCCUGCACCAGAACGGGCUGAUCCAGGAUCCUUACUACAGAUUUAAUGACCUGAACUACAGGUGGAUUUCCUUAGAUAACUGGACCUACAGCACGGAAUUUAAAAUCCCCUUUAAUCCCAGUGAAUGGCAGAAAGUAAAGUUGAUUUUUGAUGGAGUUGAUACAGUUGCAGAAAUCCUGUUCAACAAUGUCACUGUCGGGAAGACAGACAACAUGUUCACUGGAUACAGCUUUGACGUCACCAAUGUGGUCAAAGACGUGAACUCCUUAAAGCUGCGCUUCCAGUCAGCAGUGCACUAUGCUGAGCGUCAGAGCAAAGCUCACGCACGCUACCCGGUGCCCCCAGAGUGCCCCCCAGUGGAGCAGAAGGGUGAAUGCCACGUCAACUUCAUCCGAAAGGCCCAGUGCUCCUUCAGCUGGGACUGGGGGCCUUCCUUCCCCUCUCAAGGAGUCUGGAGAGAUGUCAGACUUGAAGCCUACAACAUUACUUCUCUGGAUUACCUCACAUUUUUGACAGUAUAUGAUAACACUUCUCAGGCAUGGAAUAUAGAAAUAGAGGCUUCUUUGGACCUUGUCAGCUCAAAGCCAGUUGGUGGUCAGGUGACUGUAGCCAUCCCUCAACUGAAAACACGGCAGACAAACCACAUUGAACUUCAACAGGGGCAAAGGAUUGUUAAACUCCUUGUCAAAAUUAGGAAGGACGUUGCUGUGGAGACCUGGUGGCCUCGCGGACAUGGGAACCAGACUGGGUACAACAUGACAAUUCUCUUUGAGCUGGAUGGAGGCUUAAAAAUUGAAAAAGCAGCCAAGGUUUAUUUCAGGACAGUGCAACUUAUAGAAGAGAGCAUAAAAGGGUCUCCUGGUCUGAGUUUCUACUUCAAAAUUAAUGGACUUCCUAUAUUUCUGAAAGGCUCAAAUUGGAUUCCAGCGGACUUCUUCCAAGAUAAAGUCACUUCCGAACUGCUGCAACUCCUUUUCCAGUCCGUCGUGGAUGCUAACAUGAACACCCUGCGCGUGUGGGGAGGUGGCAUCUAUGAGCAGGAUGAGUUCUAUGCACUCUGUGACGAACUUGGAAUAAUGGUGUGGCAGGACUUUAUGUUUGCCAGCGCCCUUUACCCAACCGAGCCAGGCUUCUUAGAGUCAGUGAGAAAAGAAGUCACCUACCAGGUCAGGAGACUGAAAUCUCACCCUUCCAUCAUCAUAUGGAGUGGUAAUAAUGAGAAUGAAGUUGCUCUCAGGGUGAACUGGUUCCACAUAAAUCCCAGGGACAUGAAAACUUACAUUGAUGACUAUGUGACCCUCUAUGUGAAAAACAUCAGAGAGAUUGUCUUAUCAGAAGACAAGAGCCGUCCUUUCAUUGCAUCCAGCCCAACCAAUGGGAUCAAAACCAUGGAGGAAGGCUGGAUCUCUUACAACCCUUUUAGCUUCCAGUAUGGCGAUAUCCAUUUUUAUGACUAUAUCCGUGACUGCUGGAAUUGGAAGAUCUUCCCAAAAGCUCGACUAGUGUCUGAAUAUGGUUAUCAGUCCUGGCCUUCCUUCAGCACACUACAAAAGGUUUCAUCUCAAGAGGACUGGUCUUACAACAGCCGCUUUUCCCUCCAUCGGCAGCAUCAUAGAGAUGGUAAUAAACAGAUGCUCCACCAGGUCAAGCUGCAUUUCAAACUCCCCCAAAGGACUGACCCGUUGCGCACAUUUAAAGAUACUAUCUACCUCACUCAGGUGAUGCAGGCCCAGUGUAUCAAGACAGAAACCGAGUUCUACCUGCGCAGCCGCAGCGAGAUAGUGGAUGGCAAAGGCCACACCAUGGGGGCCCUGUACUGGCAGCUGAAUGAUAUCUGGCAGGCUCCUUCCUGGGCCUCACUUGAGUACGGAGGAAAAUGGAAAAUGCUGCAUUACUUUGCUCGGCGUUUCUUCGCUCCGCUGUUGCCAGUAGGUUUUGAAGAUGAAGGUGUUUUUUAUGUCUAUGGUGUGUCAGAUCUUCACAAAGACUACCGCACAAAGCUCACUGUGACGCUCCAUCGCUGGAGUUCCCCGAAGCCUUUGUGCUCCUUCGUGAAUUCAAGUAUUGUGAUUAAGGCCGGGGAGGCGGUGGUUCUGUUCCAGAAGCCGGUGUCUGAUCUGCUGAAGAGAUGCAGGGGAUGUACAAGGAAAUCGUGUGUGGUUUCCUUUUACCUUUCAACUGACAAAGAACUCCUCAGCCCAACCAACUACCAUUUCCUGUCCUCCCUGAAGGAUGCUGAGGGACUGGUCAAGGCCAACAUCACUGUCAACAUCUCUCAGAAGGGCGAUGUUUUUGUUUUUGAUCUGGAAACGUCAGCGGUCGCUCCCUUUGUUUGGUUGGACGUGGGAAGCAUCCCAGGGCGAUUUAGCGAUAAUGGCUUCCUCAUGAUUGAGAAGACGCGCUCGGUACUGUUUUACCCUUGGAAGCCCACCAGCCAGCGUGAGCUGCAGCAGGCCUUCAGUGUCACCUCCCUGACGGAUACCUACUGAAGGGGCGUGGCUUGUAUGUCAGUGGACACUGGGGACCAUGCCUUUCUAAAGUAUGGCCGGAGGAGAAGGCAGCCGAAGGUAAAGCCAAAGAAGGAUCUGCUGCCUGGGGCGCCAUGACGACCCGCGCCUCCAGUUUGAACAGUGACUGUUCAUCCAGGUGAUGCCCUUAGACAAGGUCAUAUCCAGGGAUUCUUGAAUCUUUCACGAUUUUUUUUUUUUUUUUUUUUUUUUUUAGAACUUCGUUCCACAGCUAAAGCAGAGCCAGGAGAGUUCUACCCGAUGACCUUUCGGGGAACCACUAGAUUGUGACAUGAUUGUAUUGUAAGGCCAUGGAAAAAUACUGGCUGAUCCCUGGCUGCACCAGGUUCAUGAGAAACUGACCCCGGGGACCCCCGAGACCAUUCUUCAGAACUCAGUAUUCCAGGAAAUGGCCCACCACAAAGAGCAGCCAAGCCAGAUAGCUGAAUGAGCUAAUCAAUGUAGAGGGUGUGUUUGCAUAACCGUUUACUGGAAUUCCCCUAGACCCCACCUGCUUGGGGUCUUUGGACUUAAAUGCUUGCCUUAACAGCCACCUGGGGUUCCGCUCCUUCCUGCUCCUUCCCGAAGGCAGCGGAACCCCAGCGUGCUGGACCAGUAAAAAUCCUCUUGCUUUUGCAACGAACUUCGGACUCUUGGUGGUCUUUGGG